AUGUCGUAUGCACAUAUUGGAGCCCCGGUGCCGUUUAACGGCACCAAUGAACUCACCGGUGGUGAUUCUACCGACACAAACCUCAACCAAUGGUACCAAUCUGGUGACCAAGCAUACAUCCUCAUCAGCGCCUGCCUCGUCCUCCUUAUGGUCCCCGGCAUCGCCUUUCUCUAUUCCGGCCUCGCCCGACGCAAAUCCGCCCUCUCCAUGCUCUGGGUCGUCAUGAUGUCCUUUAGCGUCAUCGUCUUCCAGUGGUACUUUUGGGGCUUCUCCCUCGCCUUUUCGCCCACCUCGUCCAGCGGCUUCAUCGGCAACAUGCACCACUUUGGCCUGCGUAAAGUCUGGGCCGCGCCCUCGAUUGGCUCCCCGCUCGUCCCCGCCCUGCUCUACUCCUUCUACCAGAUGAUGUUUUGCGCCGUCACCGCCGCCCUGACCGUCGGCGCCGUGGCCGAGCGCGGCCGCGUCGUCCCCGGCAUGGUCUUCACCUUUUUCUGGGCCACCCUCGUGUACUGCCCGCUCGCGUACUGGGUCUGGAACCCCGACGGCUGGGGCUUCAAGCACGGCGUCUUUGACUAUGCGGGAGGUGUCCCCGUCGAGAUUGGCUCGGGCGUCUCGGCGCUCGCCUACUCGUGGGUGCUUGGCCGCCGCAACGAGCGCAUGAUGAUGAACUUUCGCCCGCACAACAUCUCGCUCAUUACCCUCGGCACCAUUCUUCUCUGGUUUGGGUGGCUCGGCUUCAACGGCGGUUCUGCCUUUGGUGCCAACCUGCGCGCCGUCAUGGCUUGCUGGAACUCGUGCCUGACUGCCAUGUUUGCCGCCAUGACUUGGUGUCUGCUUGAUUUCCGUCUUGCUCGCAAGUGGUCCAUGGUUGGCUGGUGCUCGGGUACGAUUUCUGGUCUUGUUGCUGCUACACCCGCGUCAGGUUUCAUCGAUCCUUGGGCGAGCAUCAUCCUCGGCGUCGUCGCCGGAGUGUGCUGUAACUUUGGCACCAAGAUCAAGUUUCUUGUUGGUAUCGACGACUCUCUCGACGUGUUUGCCGAACACGGCAUCGGCGGCAUGGUCGGUCUCAUCUUCAACGCAUUUUUCGCCACCAAGCAUGUCAUUGGCCUCGACGGCGUCAACUCUGGUACUGACGGUGGCUUUCUCGACCACCGCUUUGCGACCAUUGGCUGGCAAAUCGCCGCCAUUGUCGCCGCCUCGGGCUACGCUUUCGUCAUGUCUGCCAUCAUUGCCAAGCUCAUCGACCUGGUCCCCGGCUUGAAGCUGCGCGCCUCCGAGGAGGCCGAGCUUCUCGGCAUGGACGAUGAUCAGCACGGCGAGUUCUCCUACGAUUAUGUCGAGGUCCGCCGAGACUUCCUCGCUUGGAGCCCUCAACGCGGCGAGCCCGCCGAGGAGGGGACCAUGUUGGAGCCUCAGCAUGGCAUCGCAGAGCAUGCCAGCAUGAUUCGUCCCACUAGCUCCUCUGUUGCCAUGGCCGAGGGCAAGAGAUCGUCGCCGUCUUCCUUACGUGAUCACAGUGACCGCGAGGAAGUCAUUGUCGAGGCGGUUGAGCCCACCAUCAAGGAGAAGCAACCGUCGGCAUAA
This is a messenger RNA of Beauveria bassiana ARSEF 2860, 1584 nucleotides long. Its product is annotated as ammonium permease MepC. Gene Ontology annotation, biological process: ammonium transmembrane transport. Gene Ontology annotation, cellular component: plasma membrane. The transcript has 3 exons. The record is from RefSeq and is a predicted model, not a curated record. NCBI's taxonomy places the organism in Eukaryota, Fungi, Ascomycota, Sordariomycetes, Hypocreales, Cordycipitaceae. Gene Ontology annotation, molecular function: ammonium channel activity. Bases 1 to 1584 code for a protein of 527 amino acids.